This is a messenger RNA of Uranotaenia lowii, 1947 nucleotides long. Its product is annotated as small integral membrane protein 14. Gene Ontology annotation, cellular component: endoplasmic reticulum. The record is from RefSeq and is a predicted model, not a curated record. Lineage: Eukaryota; Metazoa; Arthropoda; Insecta; Diptera; Culicidae. The transcript is spliced from 6 exons. Bases 560 to 862 code for a protein of 100 amino acids.
AGAAAUCUAUUAGCGUCUAUCAACUUUCACAGCUCUCGCAGACUUAGAGCAUGAUGACAUAAUCAUCUAUAGGUGAAACAAUAAGACACUGCAAAAGUCCGAAAUAUUACAAUCGAUAUGUUUUUUGCGUAGGUGGCACAAGUCAUUCAAUUUUGAAGCUCUUAUCAGUACAUAUAUUGUAAACUCACUAUUAAGUACUGCCAACAACAACGAGCAAUCAACCUUGUUAUCAAGUAUGGGUGAAGUUUCAUUCAAACAUCACGUAUUAUAGUUGUGUGGCUUGAGGAGUGAAGAGCGGAUUUUUGCGGUGCAAAAAAACACAACACUCGCAAGCAUUUCGAUCUAAACCAGAAUUGAAUAUGACAAAACAACCCCGCGAGCAGCCGAUAGCGAGCGAAUGCUGGAGCUACACGUAGCUUCGACUCUUCAAGUUUGGCACGAGCUAAUCAAUUUGUCCCCCUUUUCUUCCGUUACGUUCUCGCUGGUGAAAGGAGAAUCGUUCAAAGGUUGAUGCUUAUUUUGUAAGGUGUAAAACGAGACACGACUUAUUUUCAUCAAGAUGAGCGACGAAUUCGACGGAUGCGAAUGCAUCUGGAGUCACGAGAUUGCGAUGCGUCGACUGCUGUCGAUUCUCCGCAACGGCCAAUCCUACUGUACGGACAAUGAGUGCAUUGAUUUGCCCCAAGGGCCCAACCAAGGUGCGGGAGAAAACUUCUUCCUGAUGAUGAUUUUUAUGAUUUUUGCUGUGAUAUUGUACGUCAUGCGGCCGUCUUCGCUCCGCCGGCGGAACGAUCUGAACAAAGCGCUGCCCCCAUCGAAUGAUGGACCCAACGAUGGUGGUGCUCCACCGGCUGUUAACUGAUAGAUAACCGAUAUCCCGAUAGCUCCCGGACACCAUUCAUUGGAACGAUCCUUCUCUACCUAUAGCAAAAUAUACCUACAUACCUUCGAAAUGAUUCCAUACGCAAGUUAUGGCAAAAGUAAUCAGGCGAUGCAUCGCAGUUGCAUUUUAACAAUCGCAGCGAAAAACUAACAACAACAAAAAAAAAAACGAAAAUCAAAAUUUUCUCUAAUUCUGUGACCCUUUCAUUUCAUUCCUAUCUAUCUACUUUGUAUUAGUUUUGUUUGUUACUGAAAACUGUUAAUUUGUAAAAAGUUUUGAGUGAAUAAUAAUUUGGUGCACUUUUUUUCCCCCAAAACACAAUUUGACGAUUGAACUUGAAUUCGAAAAAUUAAGAAAAAAAUUGGAAUAACAACAGGUCGAUCAUCUUUUGUGCAUAUUUUAUGGAACGAUCUAAGUAUCGUUUAGGUAAAGACAUCACACUAUAGUGAUAUAUAUUUUUAACCCCAAUCAAGCCAGAGCCAUGGAUCCCGAAGCACUUGGUUAUACAUAAAUAGUGAAAACAGAAAAAAAACGGUGAAAGCAUAAAGCACAAUAUUUUUUUUUUUAUUACAAUUUUAUUGCAAUCAAACGUAAAUAUAUUCUUUUCUAGAGCAGUUCAGGUACCGACUUAGAGCGAACAUUUAUUAUUAUUAUUAUUAUUAUUACUUAUUAUAAUUAUUAUCGAUAACUUUAUUAUGUUUAUUCCACAACUUUUCAAUGCCAAUAUUUUGUUUUCCAGUUUAUGGUUUACGACGAUUGAAAAUUUUUAGAUGACUGUACAAAUUAGAGAUCUUGAUGGUGAAUCUGGGGGAAGUUGUGAAUGUCAGAUGUGAUAUUUCAACAGAUAAAACUUGUAAAAGUAUUUCUAAAAUUAACGUCCAAUGACUUCAACAUCGGAUUAGCUACAAUUUUCUCCAGAGUCACCUAGACAGGUCUCACACAUACAGCGCUACUACUAGUGCACCUACCUUUGAGUCUCUCAAUCUGGUUUUUAGUAUACUGUAUUUGUUACAAUGCUUCAGUUGUAAUGUAAUCUGGAAAAUAAAGGAUAUUAUAAUAAAGAA